UUGGGAUCUUGCUGCCGGUGCCGGGAGAGGUUUGAGAAGAGCAGAGUAGCGCGAGGGACCGGAGUGCAGGCUUCCGCUGCGGCGCGCGGACACAGCUGGGCGCACUACAUCCCCGGCGUCGCCUCCGGUCCUUGCUGCCCCGGCUGGGCUGUGACGGAGGAGAGCCCCCGGCUCUGGCCUCCCGCCCUCGAAGGUGCCCCCCGAGAGCGGGUUAGGGGCUCACGGCUGGCGUCCCUUCGCCCGCAGCGCCGCGGGACGGCGCCCAGCUCCCGCUCUUCGGAAAGAGUGCGGCGGGAUCCUCGCCUUCCCGACGCGGCCCAACUCCGGGGCCAGCAGCGGGAGUCUGGACCAAGUCCCGCUUCCCGCCGACCACCCGGAGUAGAGACAUCAACUACCCACCCGCCUGCACUCGCUGUAGCCCUAGCUCCUUGGCACCUGCGCCAACCCGCCGCUCCCGGCUCCACGCCCUCGCAGCGCCCAGCGACCCCAUGGCUUCCUGAGCGCGGGCGCCGCCACGGUCCAAACUGAGCGCUGGGGUCCCCCGGCUCGCCCCAGUCAGGGGCGUCCGAGAGGCUGGGAGAGAGCGCACCAUGAAGUCUGUGCUGUUCAGCCGCUUCUUCAUCCUCCUGCCCUGGAUCCUGAUUGUCAUCAUCAUGCUCGACGUGGACACACGCAGGCCCGCGCCCCCGCUCACCCCGGGCCCCUACUUCUCUCCCUACAUCGGGGGCCGCGGGGUUUCCCGAAUCCCGCUCCGCCGGGGCGGCCCCGGGCGCAGAUGGGGGAAGCGCAACGAGUCGCGGCCGCAGCCGCCGCCUGAGCCGCAGCUGCCCACCAUCUAUGCCAUCACGCCCACCUAUAGCCGCCCGGUGCAGAAGGCCGAGCUGACCCGCCUGGCCAACACGUUCCGCCAGGUGGCGCAGCUGCAUUGGAUCCUGGUAGAAGACGCGGCGGCGCGCAGCGAGCUGGUGAGCCGCUUCUUGGCGCGCGCAGGGCUGCCUAGCACGCACCUGCACGUGCCCACGCCGCGGCGGUACAAGCGGCCCGGGCUGCCGCGCGCCACCGAACAACGCAACGCCGGCCUGGCCUGGCUGCGACAGAGGCACGGGAACCAGCGCGCACAGCCUGGCGUGCUCUUCUUCGCCGACGACGACAACACCUACAGUUUGGAGCUUUUCCAGGAGAUGCGAACUACACGCAAGGUCUCUGUGUGGCCAGUGGGUCUGGUUGGUGGACGCCGCUAUGAACGUCCAUUGGUGGAAAACGGCAAAGUCGUCGGCUGGUACACAGGCUGGAGAGCAGACAGACCUUUUGCUAUCGACAUGGCAGGAUUUGCUGUAAGCCUUCAAGUCAUCUUGUCCAACCCAAAAGCUGUAUUUAAGCGUCGUGGAUCCCAGCCAGGGAUGCAGGAAUCUGACUUUCUAAAGCAGAUCACAACAGUCGAAGAACUGGAACCGAAAGCCAAUAACUGCACCAAGGUCCUCGUGUGGCACACUCGGACAGAGAAGGUUAACCUAGCCAACGAGCCCAAGUACCGCCUGGACACAGUGAGGAUCGAGGUAUAAAUUGAAGCCACCACGGGUGCCGCAGACGGCGUGGACGCAGAGGAGAACAGGUGAGGGCAGGCUGUGGGCACCCAGGUACCGUCCGCUCUGCUCAGCACAGCAGCCAGAUCACCACCUGCUGGACACCUGCUUACAGAGAGCUGGUCAGUUCCCAGAAGCUAAGUGGAUGGUACAAAAUGUAUGCUCUUGUCCCCAUUUGUUUUGCAUGUUCCCCCAUAUAACCACCUGGAAGGUCUUCGCGCGGUACAGCUAAUGGCACCGCAGGGUACCAUUCUGAGAAUCUUAAGAUGCUUUUCUCCCCAUUUGGCCUUAUUAUACUUGGUGGAACUGAACAGGUUUUACAGAUGACAAGUAUUUUGUCAACUACACAUUUCCAAUUCUGAAGUAAUUUUUGUAAAACUGGUGGCAGUAUAUACAUCAUAGGAAAUAAAACCCACAAAAAACCGGUCUAUGGAUUCAUCCGUUUAAUAUAGGGAUAUAACAUCUGUCAGUACUAGGCACCAUAAAAUGUAAACACAAUUACCAUCAUGGACCUGGAUACACCUUCAAGGACUGAAGUGGCUUGUUUAGUUACCCUGUUUGCAUCGAGUGCACAGAAGGUCUUCAUGUUAGCACUGUGUGGACACAGGAAGAGAGCCAAACUCUGAGAGAGGCAGGUACAAAACCUGACUUCUUU
Messenger RNA from Sus scrofa (pig), 2238 nucleotides. It is a transcript of the gene B3GAT2, whose product is annotated as beta-1,3-glucuronyltransferase 2. Lineage: Eukaryota; Metazoa; Chordata; Mammalia; Artiodactyla; Suidae. Gene Ontology annotation, biological process: chondroitin sulfate proteoglycan biosynthetic process; carbohydrate metabolic process. Gene Ontology annotation, molecular function: galactosylgalactosylxylosylprotein 3-beta-glucuronosyltransferase activity. The record is from RefSeq and is a predicted model, not a curated record. Gene Ontology annotation, cellular component: Golgi membrane.